UCACACUGAUCAAGCUAUAAAUGUCUGCUCGUCGUCUCGGCCCUGAUUUCAAGCAGGAACACUGACUUUGGUCUGCAGGCCUGUGAGGAGAAUCUAUUGGGCAUCAUGGAUGAUGACUUUGACCGACGUAUGGAGCUGAGGAGGCAGAGGAGAGAGCAGAUGCGCCUCGAGGCUGACAAACCGGGUUACACCAACGAUGAUGAUGAGGAGGAAGCGCGGGAGCGAAGGCGACGUGCACGGGAGGAGCGAAAGAAGAUGAAGGACUUGGAGGAGCCUGGUACCACUGAUGUAAUCAACACCAACAGUGUCACAGAGACAGAGUCUUCCACAGCCACCAUCACCACCAGUGCUGAAGGUGCAGAUGAUGAUGACCAGGCUUUGUUGGAUCGCCUGGCCAAGAGAGAGGAGCGGAGGCAGAAGAGAAUGCAGGAGGCUCUGGAGAGACAGAAGGAGCUUGACCCCACCAUCGAUAGCACGGACAGCGCACUGGAGGAGCAGUCCUCCAUCAGCUGCAACAAGGAGCAGCAUUCGGAAGAAGACAAGGAGAAGAAGGAGGAGACAUCUGUCCAGGAGGAGGUGGCAGAUGCUGACAUGAAGACCUGGAACGAGGAGGAGGAUAAGCAGGAGGAUAAGCAGGAAUCUGUUGAAGAUUCAACACCACCAACCACAACAAAUGAGGAGGAGACUGAAGCUGCAGUGGCAGAAGAAGAUGGUGAUCAAGGUCAACCAGAUGCUCGUGUGGAAGCUGUUCCCGAUUUUGAUGAGGACAAAGAAGAGAGGAAGAGGAAAGAAGAAGAUGAAGAGAGACAGCUAAAAGAAUUGGAAGAAAAGCAGAGGAUAGAAGAGGUGGAGCGGCAAAAAGUAGAAAUGGAGGAAAAGCUGAAGAGAGAGGAAGAAGAAAGGCAGCUGAAGGAGGAGGAAAGAAAGAAGAAGGAACAAGAGGAACAAAAACUACUGGAAGAGAGACUGAUGAAGGAGGAAGAGGAGAAAGAUAAAAAAGAGGAGGAGGAAAAAAAGAGGGAGGAGGAGGACAAGCGGAAAAAAGAGGCUGAAGACAAAAAGAAAAAAGAGGAAGAGGAAAAGCGCAAAAAGAGAGAUAUGGAAGAAAAGAAGAAGAAAGAUGAGGAGGAAAAGCAAAAAAGAUUUGGAUUCAAAGAAAAGAAUGAACCGGCCAAACAAAAUGGAGCCUUGCUUGAGAACAAACUUAGGAAAACAGAGAAGACAACAAGCGCUGCGUCCACUAAGGCAGAUGACGCGGAGCGACAGGAGGCCGAGCGUAAACUGCAGGAGCUGAAGCGUCGGCGAAACAACGCAGACAGUGAAGAGAUUGAGAAGAUGAAGCAGAAGCAGCAUGAUGCUGAGGCUGAGCUGGAGGGGCUGAAGAGGAAGAGAGAGGAGAGGAGGAAGAUCCUCGAGGAGGAGGAGAGACAGAAGAAGCAGGAGCUGGAGGACAAGAAAGUCAAAGAACAGGAGGAGAGGAAGAGGAUGAAGGAGGAGAUAGAGAAGAGGAGGGCGGAGGCUGCAGAGAAAAAGAAACUGCAAGAGGAAGACACCACGAAACAACCUGCCUUCACCAUAUCUCCCAAAGGCUCCUCCAAGAUCGGGCAGAAGGCAGAAUUCUUGAGCAAAUCAGCCCAGAAAAGCACUGCAGCCAGAGUGUCUCACACUCCGAUCGUCUCCAAGAUAGGCAACAGACUGGAACAGUACACUUCUGCCAUCCAGGGAAACAAAGACCCCAAAUCUCCCAAGUCUCCAAUGGCAGACAUUCCUACAGGAGGCACACGCAGCAUCAAGAGCAUGUGGGAGAAGGGCAACAUUGGCAGCACCUCUGAAAGUCCAGCUCCUGCCAAUAAGGAUGUGGCUGGUAUUAAAGGAAGUGUUUCCGGACGUGCUAACAGCUGAAUGACAAAGCCUGCAGAGCCAGAGAAGACAACACCUGCACCAGCAGCAGCACCUACACCUGCAUCUACACCAGCAUCACCAGCAGCACCAGCAGCAGCAGCAGCACCAGCUUCAGCAAAGCCAGCAGAUAUGAAACCAGGUGAUGUUGGAAACAAGCGUGGCAUGUGGGAGACGAAGAAGACCAGUACACCUGCCAAGGUGCCAGUUGGAGUGAAGAGCAAGUUUUUCACAAAUGCAGGUGUAAGACCCUAACCACUGACAGCCUCAUUGAAAUGAAACAGUCCCCGAAACCAACCCAAGCCUGUGCUACUGUUCGUGCAUCCGUUUCCCCUCAGCACGCCUGCAGCUCACACCACAAUGAGGAAGAGACGAGUGAGGGUUUUUUUUCUCCCUGGCUUUAUGUACUUUUCCGCAUUUUCA
This is a messenger RNA of Solea senegalensis (Senegalese sole), 2322 nucleotides long. It is a transcript of the gene cald1b, whose product is annotated as caldesmon 1b. The transcript is spliced from 18 exons. The record is from RefSeq and is a predicted model, not a curated record. Gene Ontology annotation, molecular function: actin binding; myosin binding. Gene Ontology annotation, biological process: actin filament bundle assembly; angiogenesis. Bases 106 to 1902 code for a protein of 598 amino acids. NCBI's taxonomy places the organism in Eukaryota, Metazoa, Chordata, Actinopteri, Pleuronectiformes, Soleidae. Gene Ontology annotation, cellular component: actin cytoskeleton.